Messenger RNA from Seminavis robusta, 570 nucleotides. The record is from the annotation of a GenBank genome assembly. NCBI's taxonomy places the organism in Eukaryota, Bacillariophyta, Bacillariophyceae, Naviculales, Naviculaceae.
AUGUCGGAAGCUCCAGCAAAGAAAGCAAAGCUAGAAGCGAGGUCCAUCACCAUCGGGACAGACAUGAUAAGCAGUGUCAUUACUCUGCAGAAGGCCAGACCAUGGUAUAUGGACGACAAGGAGGGCUCCAAUCUUGCUAAAGACAACGAGGUAUCUUUGAAGGAAAUCUUUGAUGGAUCGAAAGUCGCGGUAUUUGGAGUGCCUGCUCCUUUCACGGGAACUUGCACAAACGAGCAUUGGCCAGGAUACAAUGAGAAUGCUGACGCCAUUCUGAAAGAAGCCGACAAGCUGAUCUGCUACGCCGUCAGCGACCCGUACGCCCAUCAUGCCUGGGGCAAGGCACUUGGAAAUGAUUUCAGCAAAAUCGAAUUUCUUGCUGAUGAUGACGGUUCGUUUGCAAAGGCAUAUGGCUUGGAAUUUGAUUGCAACGUUGUCUCGCUCGGGACUCGUGCCAAGCGGUUUAGCAUGUUCGUGGACAAUGGAAACGUCAAAUUCUUUCAGCUUGUGGAGGAUGCCAAGAAGGACGCUGCAACUCUUCUUCAGGGGAUCAAGGACUUGAAAGACGAAUGA